AUGGUUGAUAAAAUGAAAGUCUACGUCCACGGCAGCUACCGCAACAUCGAUGGACAGUAUCCUGUCGCCGUCUCCACCGCCGUCUUCACACACGAGUCCGGCAGCCACAAGGCUUGGACCCGAAUCGUUCCCGCCCAGCCCACCCCUACCCGCCAGCGCGCAGAUCUCAUGGCCAUCGUGCUGGCGCUCGAAAAGGCGAUUGUGGAUGAUGGCCGCCUCUACGACAAGCGUGCGGUGGAUCUGAACAUCUAUUCCGGAUCGCUGUAUGCCGUCAAGAGCCUCACUGAUUGGGCCGACAGGUGGAUCUACAACGGGUGGAUUGGAACUGAUGGACGCGAGGUUGACAACCAGGACUUGAUUAAACGGGCGUUGCAGGUGGAGGAGAUGUUGAUGGAUGGGGGAAGUGUGAGGUAUACGUGUAUCCCGAGGGAGGAGAAGACGGAGGCAAAUACAUAUGGUGAGCAUGCUCUGAACUUGUGGAUGGGAGGCUUUCCAAUUGGGUGGGAAUGGGAAUGGCCGAGAAACACCAGGCAGGUGUAG
Pseudogymnoascus verrucosus is the source of this 540-nucleotide messenger RNA. RefSeq lists its product as uncharacterized. Gene Ontology annotation, molecular function: nucleic acid binding; RNA-DNA hybrid ribonuclease activity. The transcript has a single exon. The record is from RefSeq and is a predicted model, not a curated record. Bases 1 to 540 code for a protein of 179 amino acids. NCBI's taxonomy places the organism in Eukaryota, Fungi, Ascomycota, Leotiomycetes, Thelebolales, Thelebolaceae.